CCAGCGCCGCCGCCGCGAGCGCGUGGGAGCAGCGGGGCUCGACGGCGCGGCCAUGGCCGCGCACGGAAAGCUGCGCAGGGAGCGGGCGCCGCAGGCUGAGUAUGAGACGCAAGUCAAAGAGAUACGCUGGCAGCUGAGUGAGCAGCUGCGCUGCCUGGAGCUGCAGGGCGACCUGCGGCGGGAGCUGCUGCAGGAGCUGGCCGAGUUCAUGCGGCGCCGCGCCGAGGUGGAGCUGGAGUACUCUCGGGGCCUGGACAAGCUGGCCGAGCGCUUUUCCAGCAGAGGAGGCCGCCUGGGCAGCGGCAGUCGCGAGCACCAAAGCUUCCGGAAGGAGCCGUCCCUCCUGUCGCCCUUGCAUUGCUGGGCCGUGUUGCUGCAGCAGACGCGGCAGCAGAGCCGGGAGAGCGCGGCCCUCAGCGAGGUGCUGACCGGAUCCCUGGUCCAGCGCCUGACCCACCUCUCGGAGUACGUGGGGCGCAUAGUCAGGAAGAGUAAGGACCUGGAGCAGCAGCUGCAGGAGGAGCUUCUGAAGGUGGUCUCCGAGCUUCAGACGGUGAGGACCGGGCAGGGACCCCCAAGCCUUCACAUGGCCCCAGGCCAGGCCCAAGGAGAAUUGGGUGCCACAUCCAGGGGAGACCUCGGGCAAGGCACCUCCUCUCCCUGGGCCUCUGGUCCUGGUUCUGGUGCUGGUCAGAGUCCCAGACAGGCCAGGAGGGGGAGUGGGAGGGGCUGGCCACGGCUGUGGCCUUCAGCAGCGGCUGCCCUGCCUUGGCCCUCCUUACAGGCCAGGAAGACAUACCAGGUGUACCGCACGGAAAGCGUGAAUGCUGAGACCAAGCUCCGGGAAGCUGAGCGCCAGGAGGAGAAGCGAGCUGGCCGGAGCGCCGCCGCCGCCGCCGCCACCGCCACCACCACCACUGAGGCGGGGCCCUCCAGGAAGAGCUCCAUCAAGAAAGGUCGGCUGGUGGAGAAGCGCCAGGCCAAGUUCCUGGAGCACGAUCUCAAGUGCACGAAGGCGAGGAACGAGUACCUGCUCAGCCUGGCCAGCGUGAAUGCCGCCAUCAGGAACUACUACUUGCAGGAUGUGCCAGACCUCAUGGACUGCUGUGACACAGGGUUCCACCUGGCCCUGGGCCAGGUGUUCCGGAGCUACACUGCUGCCGAGAGCCGCACCCAGGCCUCCCAGAUGCAGGGCCUGGGCAGCCUGGAAGAGGCUCUGGAGGCCCUGGAUCCUCCAGGGGACAAGGCCAAGGUGCUUGAGUUGCAUGCAGCUGCCUUCUGUCCCCCGCUGCGUUUUGACUACCAGCCCCACGAGGGGGAUGAGGUGGCCGAGAUCCAGGUUGAGAUGGAGCUGCGGGAUGAGAUUAUGCCCAGAGCCCAGAAUAUCCAGAGCCGCCUAGGCCGGCAGACCAUUGAGACAGAAGAGGUGAACAAGACGCUGAAGGCGACGCUGCAGGCCCUGCUGGAGUUGGUGGCAUCAGAUGACGGGGACGUGCUUGAGUCACUCCAGGCCAGUCCCUCCACCGAGUCCCUCAAGUCCACAUGCUCGGACCCAGGGGCCCGGCAGGCCGGCCGGAGGCGGGGACAGCAGCAGGAGACGGAGACCUUCUACAUCACGAAGUUACAGGAGUAUCUGAGUGGCCGGAGCGUCCUUGCCAAGCUGCAGGCCAAGCACAAGCAACUGCAGGAGGCCAUCCAGCGAGGUGACAAAGAGGAGCGGGAGAUGUCCUGGACCCAGUACUCGCAGAGAAAAGUUCAGAGGAGCCGCCAGCCCCGCCCCAGCUCUCAGUACAGCCAGAAGCUCUUUGGGGGAGACAUGGAGAAGUUUAUCCAGAGCUCCGGCCAGCCUGUGCCCCUGGUGGUGGAGAGCUGUAUCCGGUUCAUUAACCUCAACGGCCUCCAGCACGAAGGCAUCUUCCGGGUGUCAGGCGCCCAGCCCCGGGUCUCAGAGAUCCGCGACGCCUUUGAGAGAGGUGAGGACGCGCUGGUGGAAGGCUGUGGUGUCCAGGACCUGGACUCGGUGGCCGGAGUGCUGAAGCUCUACUUCCGGAGCCUGGAGCCCCCACUCUUCCCCCCGGACCUGUUCGGCGACCUUCUGGCUUCCAGCGAGCCCGAGGACGCGAUGGAGAGGCUGGAGUCUGUGAGCCGCCUCCUGGCCCGGCUGCCGGGCCCAGUGCUGGUGGUCCUGCGCUACCUCUUCACCUUCCUCAACCACCUGGCCCAGUACAGCGACGAGAACAUGAUGGAUCCCUACAACCUGGCUGUGUGCUUCGGGCCGACGCUGCUGCCUGUGCCUGCUGGGCAGGACCCCGUGGCCUUGCAGGGCCGAGUGAACCGGCUGGUGCAGACACUCAUCAUGAAGCCGACGUCCGUCUUCCCUCCCCUGGCUGAGCUGCCAGGCCCUGUCUACGAGAAGUGCAUGGCACCCCCCUCCGCCAGCUGCUUGGGGGAUGCCCAGCUGGACAGCAUGGCGGGGGAGAAUGAGCCAGAGCUGGAGGCCGGGGCCCAGGAGGAUGAUGUGGAGGGGGCCAUGGAGGCUGUGGCCUGCUUUGCCUACAUGGGCCGCACAGCCCAGGAGCUGACCUUCCAGCGAGGGGAAGUCCUGCGGCUGCACACCCGAGCCUCGGAUGACUGGUGGUGGGGGGAGCUCGGCGGCACGUGCGGACUCAUCCCCCACAAGUAUAUCACCCUGCCCGCUGCCGGGGCAGAGAAGCAUCUGGCGGCUCAGGGGCUGCAGGCGGCAGGGGAGAGCAGCCUGGAGGGCCUCCCAGCAGAGUGCGCCAGCAGGCCAGGGCUGAGCGCCCCACUUGAGACCAGGGGCACUUCUGGGCACAGACGGCACUGUCUCGUCCCAGCCUCCCCAGAGAGACUCAUGGAUGUGGACAAGAGUGUGGCACAAACCAUGGACUCCGUGUUUAAGGAGCUCUUGGGAAAGGCUGCCGUCCGCCAGGGUCACGGGCCAGUGUCCCCCAGCUCCCCCAGCUCCAGCCGCCCCGGCAAGAAUAAAAGCUUCCCCCGAGGCCCCGGGGCCCCGGCCUCCCCCUAAGCAUCCUGUCCCCAGGGUCCCAGGCCCUGCUUCUCCCUGGCCCUGCCCAGCAAGCUCAGGGCACCUGCCCUUGACCCUUUGCAGAGGAGGCCAAACAGGGUUCCUUGACCUCACGCCCCUGCCUGCCCCAGCACUGGCUUAAGACCCUGGGGUAACGGAGGGAGCUCGUCAGGGAGUCUUGGGUGGCACGUGCCUGAUGCGGGUGGCAGUGAUUCAUAAAGA
Molecule: messenger RNA, 3268 nt
Organism: Trichechus manatus latirostris (Florida manatee)
Lineage: Eukaryota; Metazoa; Chordata; Mammalia; Sirenia; Trichechidae
Gene: ARHGAP4
Product: Rho GTPase activating protein 4
Biological process (GO): signal transduction; negative regulation of cell migration
Cellular component (GO): cytoplasm
Molecular function (GO): protein binding
Source: RefSeq, a predicted model, not a curated record